Scleropages formosus (Asian bonytongue) is the source of this 3289-nucleotide messenger RNA. RefSeq names its product tubulin tyrosine ligase (gene ttl). Lineage: Eukaryota; Metazoa; Chordata; Actinopteri; Osteoglossiformes; Osteoglossidae. The transcript is spliced from 7 exons. Gene Ontology annotation, cellular component: spindle microtubule. Gene Ontology annotation, molecular function: tubulin-tyrosine ligase activity. Bases 477 to 1778 code for a protein of 433 amino acids. The record is from RefSeq and is a predicted model, not a curated record. Gene Ontology annotation, biological process: microtubule cytoskeleton organization; protein modification process.
GCGCCGGGUUUCCGCGAGGCGGACCCACGUGAACGCGGGGGCUGUCAGCUGUCGCGAGCUGGACUGGAAUAAAAGAAAAAGAGGGCUGAGCGCGAGCCUCGACCCGUUCGAUACUGCGCGGUUCGUCAGCCUACAUACACUCCUGCUUCUAUGAAACUCGUUAGUUGGGUUUUAAAUCCUUUUCUUCGUCUCAGAAAGUUACAGCUGUUUUUGUUUUUGUUUUUGUUUGUCUAACACAGGCGCUUUCGCGAUGACUUUACAAAAGAGCUGUCCUAAAAAGACAGAAGCCUGAGGGAUCUGAAGAGAAGAGAAGGCACACCCAACGCCGGGGUCGCGCUUGGCGAGUAUCUUCCUCUCCUGGGAGGCCACUGACUGAGUGAAAAACAAAAGUAAUGCCGCUGGGAAACGAGGGGGUUGUUUAGUCGAGCUGCGUAGCGGGCUGAGUGUCUGUGGUUCCCUGCGAAUGUACGCGCUGGAUGUACGUAUGUGGCCGUGAGCGAGCGAUACCCGCGGCGCCGCUGUGCGGUGGUGCCACUGCUGCACUGGUGGCGGUGGCGGUGGCCCAGCCGUGCCUCGAGCCCUGCGCGCGCAGCACCGUAGGCGUAGCCGUCGCUCCCGCGCCUGCCGCGAUGAGCGGGUCGCCCGCGUACACGUUCGUGUCCAGGGACGACAACAGCAGCGUGUACGCCGAGGUGUCCCGGAUCCUGGUGUCGACGGGCCGCUGGAGGAGGCUCAAGAGGGACAACCCGCGCUUCAACCUCAUGCUGGGGGAGCGGAACCGGCUGCCCUUCGGGAGACUCGGACAUGAACCAGGACUGAUGCAGCUGGUGAAUUACUACAGAGGUGCAGACAAGCUGUGCCGCAAAGCAUCUUUAGUUAAGUUAAUCAAGACCAGCCCAGAGCUGUCCGAUUCCUGCAACUGGUUCCCUGAGUCUUACAUCAUUUAUCCCACUAACCUCAAUACCCCUGUGGCCCCAGCCAAAAAUGGAAUCAGUCACUUGAAAAGCAACCCCAAAACAGAUGAGCGGGAGGUCUUCCUGGCUUCUUAUAACACGAAAAAGGAGAACGGCGAUGGUACGGUGUGGAUCGCUAAGUCCUCAGCUGGCGCUAAAGGUGCUGGGAUUUUAAUAUCUUCUGAUGCGAAUCAGUUGUUGGAGUUCAUAGACAAUCAGGGCCAGGUCCAUGUAAUUCAGAAGUACCUGGAGAAACCCUUGUUGUUGGAACCCAGUCACCGAAAAUUUGAUAUCAGGGAGGGUGUACUUCGGACAUCUUCAGAGCCUUACAACUGUUCCGACUUCCAGAACAAGACUAGUCACCUGACGAACCACUGUAUCCAGAAGGAGCAUUCCCAGAAUUAUGGCCGAUACGAGGAGGGCAAUGAAAUGUUCUUUGAUGAAUUUCGCCAGUACCUGCUGAGCACACACAAUGUUUCUUUGGAAACUGCCAUUUUACCUCAGAUCAAACACAUCAUAAGGUGCUGCCUAGCUUGCAUAGAGCCAGCCAUCAGCACAAAGCACCUGUCCUACCAGAGUUUCCAGCUCUUUGGUUUUGACUUCAUGCUAGAUGAAAGUAUGAAGGUUUGGCUAAUUGAAAUUAAUGGAGCUCCUGCCUGUGCCCAAAAACUCUAUCCAGAAUUGUGUCAGGGUAUUGUGGACGUGGCCAUUUCCAGCGUGUUCACCUUGAGCAACGGUGAAUCCUCUGCUUCCUCUUCCUCAUCUUUGUGUUCAUCACCAAAGCUCAAGCCACCCUGUAAUUAUGGCCCUUUCAUCAAACUUUAGGCAUGAAAAAGAUGCCUUUUGUUUACAGCUGGUGCACCUGAUUCCUGAUUUCCCACUUGCUUCCUGUCCCCUUAUGACUUUAUGGACCCUUCCGUGGAGAGCAGGGUCAAUAGCGUACUCUGGUGUAGCAGUGCAGAACUGAUCUCCCAGUAUUACUUUGUUUUAUGUUCAACACUCCUUUACAGUUUUCUUAAGGGGGGGGGGGGGGUGUUUAAAGGCACUGAAAAUGUCAUCUAAUUGAGUAGUGAAUGUGUUUUGGUUUAGUGUAGAAUGAUUUGGCACGAACUUUGACCAUUUAUCUUGAGUUUAAGACUUUUAAUGAGAUGGCAUGCUGUCCUCUCAUAGCUGUUUCCAAGAGCACCAAGUGGUGCUUUGAAGAUGUAAGACAUCAGUAUUAUCAUUUAAUAAAUAUAAUUUUAGUGCCUUAGAUGUUCUUGGCUCUUGCCAUGAAGAAGAGCAACUGUCCAGCUUUUGCAGCUUUGUGUAAUGUUGAUGUGUGAGCUGUCAGGCCUGUCAUUCUGAUCUCUGCUGAUAUUUGGGGUUUUCUGUUUGCUCUGGAGGCAUUUAAGAAAUCCUUGUCGAAAAGAUACUGUUGUACUUUCUUCCAUGUCUGUCUGGAUCAUUUUGAUUUGAAUCUCAAGUACAUGUUACAAAUUAUGGCUAUGAGAUCCAUCACACUGCUUUUUGCUCUCUUAUGACUGCACAUAUUACUUUUUCUAUAUUGUGCAAAUUCUGAUUUUUCUGAACAAAACCUAUAAACAGUAGGAUAGUGCAUCCAAGUACUCUUUAAUAACCUAUGUCUGAUGAGGGCAGGUUCAGGAAACAAAAGCAAAAUUGAAAACAAGGGGUUUUACAGAUCCAAUUGAUGCAGGCAUAUUUUUAGUGAAGGAAUUGUCAAAAUUUUGUCUUUGAAAUCACUCAGUAAAAGGAAAGUAUGACUGUAGAAGUUGGCGUGAGAAGGCAGAAUGCGUUAAGGCACAGCAGGGAAUCCUGUUCCAAUUUAAGUAGCCAUUGCUGGUAUGUUUGUGAGGUCAAAUAAGUGUUUCUACAGAGGCUGAGGAUCUUUUAAAAUAACUUGUUUGUAUGUAGCUGUUACAAAAUGGCCUUUCUGCAGUUUGAAAAAGUUGUUGCAGCAAGCUUUCAAAUAUUGUCAUCUUACCACUUGACAAGAAGUGCAUGUUGGUCGUAAAGCAUUAAAUAUCAUAGUUGCUGUAUGUGCUAUUCCUCAAUGAAUAGUGGCAUCCGCUAUUAAAAUCAGACUCUCGCAUUCUUGAUUUAGGUAUUUAACUUUCAUCAAGAAUCGUUGUUGUUGUUGUUGUUGUUGUUGAAAAUAAAACGGUGUAGAAAGUAUAUUUCUGUCAUUGUCUCCAGUAUUCAGUUAUCAAGUAGUUUACAAGACUACCAUCAGAUUAGUUGCUGCUCAGCUACAAAUUUUACAUUGGCCCAGCAGUAGUAAUUCAUUAAUUUUUCAAAUUUAAAGUGUAAAUAUUUAUAUUUAAUAGCUUUUCUGA